AUGGUCGCCUCUGGUAACAAGAACACUUGCUACGCCACAACAUGUGAUCACUUAAACGACUUCAGUUCGAGCUCUUCAAGUGGCACUGCGGUGGCAGCAGGAGGUGGUGCCUGUGGAGGUGGUGGUGGUGGAGUAGGAGGGGAUCAGGUGAACACCUCUCCAUCCUCUCAGACCCCGACAAUGGCUACUGCCUUCCAACAGACGUCUUCAGGAGCACAACCACCACAGCUGCAGUCACCUGCUGGAACUCUGACUGUUCUCGUGCGUGGCUCCAAUUCUCAGAACUCAUUACAAGUGAGUUUUGUGCCUUUAUCGUGA
Hydatigera taeniaeformis is the source of this 318-nucleotide messenger RNA. NCBI's taxonomy places the organism in Eukaryota, Metazoa, Platyhelminthes, Cestoda, Cyclophyllidea, Taeniidae. The record is from the annotation of a GenBank genome assembly.